Molecule: messenger RNA, 8966 nt
Organism: Xenopus tropicalis (tropical clawed frog)
Lineage: Eukaryota; Metazoa; Chordata; Amphibia; Anura; Pipidae
Gene: megf11
Product: multiple EGF-like-domains 11
Exons: 23
Coding region: 336-3497 (1053 amino acids)
Biological process (GO): vesicle-mediated transport
Cellular component (GO): plasma membrane
Source: RefSeq, a predicted model, not a curated record
UCAGAGGAGUUAACAGCUUAUUCAGCAGCCUGACCUGUGAUCAAUGAUCCGGGCUGCGCAUUGCAAGGGAAGCUGAGCGACAGCCGAGUACCGAGCACCCUCCGAGCAGCCGAAGGGACUGGGAUUGAGUCAUCACCGGGGGGAGGGAACGUGUCCCGCCUGGACCGUCAGCAACUGAGCCGGGGACACGUGGGGGAGAAGCCCGGGGCUGGGAAAGGGAGGGGGGCUGGUGUCGGUGCUCAUCCUCCCCAUAAUGACUGACAGGAGAGCAGCAGACAGGAGACCUCUCUGAGUAUCACCCCUCUGGCUGGGAGUUCUGAGCAGGAGGUGUCAGAAUGAAGCUGUUUGUAGCUUUGCGAUGGACUGUCAAGAUAUUGGUUCUGUACCUUGUGUUGGGAACUGCUGUCCUGUUAAAUCCAGAAGAUCCGAAUGUCUGCAGCCACUGGGAAAGCUAUGCAGUGACUGUUCAGGAAUCCUAUGCUCACCCCUUCGAUCAGAUUUAUUAUACCCGCUGCACAGACAUCCUAAACUGGUUCAAAUGUACAAGGCACAGGAUAAGUUACAAGACAGCGUAUCGUCGCGGCCUCAGAACUAUGUACAGGAGAAGGUCGCAGUGCUGUCCUGGAUAUUAUGAGAGUGGGGAUUUCUGUAUCCCACUGUGCACAGAGGAAUGUGUUCAUGGCCGAUGUGUUUCCCCUGAUACCUGUCACUGUGAGCCUGGCUGGGGUGGUGCCGACUGCUCUAGUGGAUGCGACAGUGAACACUGGGGGCCGCACUGCAGUAACCGCUGUCAGUGUCAAAAUGAGGCACUGUGUAACCCUAUCACUGGUGCCUGUGUCUGCUCAGAUGGCUACAGAGGAUGGCGUUGUGAGGACUGGUGUGACCCUGGCACCUAUGGAAAAGCCUGCCAACUGAGAUGCCAAUGUCAGAAUGGGGCAACCUGCGACCACAGGACAGGCGAGUGCCACUGCGCCCCCGGAUAUACAGGAGCAUUUUGUGAGGAGUUAUGCCCACCUGGGAGUCAUGGGGCACUCUGUGAGCUUCGAUGCCCUUGCCAGAAUGGAGGCGUGUGUCACCAUGUAACAGGAGACUGUUCAUGUCCUGCAGGAUGGACAGGUACAGUGUGUGCCCAGCCAUGUCCCUCUGGGAGAUUUGGAGUGAACUGCAGCCAGGAGUGUCAGUGUCACAAUGGAGGCCAAUGUGAUCCUCUGAGUGGAAGGUGCCAGUGUGCAGCAGGAUACACUGGAGAGAGAUGCCAGGAGGAAUGCCCGGUUGGAACCUACGGAUUCCAGUGUGCAGAGAGAUGUGAUUGCCAGAAUGGAGCUAAGUGUUACCAUAUCAAUGGCGCCUGCCUUUGUGAGCCUGGCUUUAAAGGGAUCCUCUGUGAGGAACGUGUGUGUCCGGAGGGGUUAUACGGCCUCAAGUGCAACAAGAACUGCCCGUGUAAUCUAACCAACACACGUGGCUGCCACCCUCUGUCUGGGGAGUGUACCUGCAGGGCAGGCUGGAGCGGACUCUACUGUGAGGAGCCCUGCCGGCCAGGCUUCUAUGGAGAGGGUUGCCAGCAGCUGUGCUCUUGCCAUAAUGGCGCCGACUGUGACAGUAUGACAGGGAGGUGUAUCUGUGCUCCAGGGUACACGGGCCAGGACUGUUCUGCACCGUGUGCUACGGGAACAUUUGGGGCCGACUGUUUGUCAGUGUGCAACUGCCAGAACGAUGCUGCCUGCUCCCCAGUUGAUGGACUGUGUGUCUGCCGAGAGGGUUGGCAGGGGUUAGACUGUUCCAUUCCUUGUUCUAGUGGCACCUGGGGUUUAAACUGCAACCAGAGCUGUCUGUGCCUGAAUGAUGCCUCCUGUAGCCCAAUGGAUGGGAGCUGCACCUGUGCCCCAGGAUGGAUAGGGGAACUGUGUGAUCAACCCUGUCUGGAUGGAGCCUAUGGCAUGGAUUGUCUGGAACACUGUGACUGUAGCCAUGCAGAUGGGUGCAACCCAGUCUCGGGCCACUGUCAUUGUCUGGCGGGGUGGACAGGUAUUCACUGUGAUAACCUGUGCAACCAAGGUUACUGGGGACCAAACUGCUCUAUGACCUGCCACUGUGAAAACGGAGGCUCUUGCUCACCUGAAGAUGGAAGCUGUGAGUGUGCGCCGGGAUAUCGCGGAGCGCUGUGCCAGAGAAUUUGUGCUGCUGGAUUCUAUGGACAUCAGUGUAGCCAGACCUGUCCCCAAUGUGUUCACUUUAGUGGGCCAUGUCAUCAUGUCACUGGCCACUGUGACUGCUUGCCAGGAUUUUUUGGACCUCUCUGCAAUCAAGUUUGCCCCAGUGGAAGGUUCGGAAAGGGCUGCGCAGAAAUCUGCUCCUGCAGCAACAAUGCAACCUGUAACCCUGUUGAUGGGUCGUGCCAGUGCUACCCGGGCUGGAUUGGCAUUGAUUGCUCAGAUGAAUGCCCCUUUGGCCUUUGGGGUCCAGACUGUAGCCACACCUGUAAUUGCCACAAUGAAGCCGAGUGCAGCGCUUAUGAUGGAGAGUGCAAGUGCACCCCUGGUUGGACUGGACUGUACUGCACACAGAGGUGCCCAUCAGCGUUUUAUGGAAAAGACUGUGCCAACGUCUGCCAGUGCCACAAUGGAGCUGACUGUGACCACAUUACCGGGCAGUGUACAUGCAGAACCGGAUUCACAGGGAACCACUGCGAGCAGAAAUGCCCCCCGGGAACAUUUGGGUAUGGCUGUCGCCAGCUGUGCGAGUGUUUAAACAACGCCACCUGCGAUCAUGUGACUGGAACGUGUUACUGUAAUCCCGGCUUCAAAGGCAUUCGCUGUGACCAGGCUGCCCUAAUGAUGGAGGAGCUGAAUCCUUACACCAAGAUCAGUCCGGCACACGGUUCUGAAAGACAUUCCGCCGGCGCUAUUAUUGGUGUCAUUGUCCUGCUCCUGAUCAUCAUGACUCUGCUUGGCCUCUUCUUAGUGUAUCGGCAGAGACAGAAGGACAAGGAUCACGACAUGCCUAAUGUGGCCUACACCCCAGCUAUGCGCAUGACAAGUACGGACUACGCACUCUCAGGUGCCUGUGGGAUGGAAAGGCGCCAGAACACUUACAUUAUGGAAAAUGGCUUCAAAGAUUGUAUGAAAGAGUCAGGGUGCAGUUCCAGCACCUGCUCUCUGAGCAGCAGUGAGAACCCUUAUGCCACCAUUAAAGACCCCCCCGUGCAGCCCUACAAACACUCAGAGAGCAGCUACGUGGAAAUGACAUCACCUGUUCAUACAGACGCCCCAUUCUCAGAUAUGCCACCCUCAUCCAAAGCUAACACAAAUGUGUAUGAUGUGGAGCCCACCCUCAGCCUGCUGCAGGAAGCCCAGCAUCAGAUCCCCAACUAUAUGCAGAACCCGUACGACUUACCAAGGAACAGUCACAUACCCAGCCACUAUGACUUACUCCCUGUCCGGCUCAGCCCCUCUCAUGGGACAUACUGGGACAAGCAGAUGGAGAAGCAGACAUAGAGGAGACCAAGGACAGUGAUGGGAAAACUGCAAUACACCUUCUUGUUGGGUCUGGCAUCUCUGGAAUCAUGCAUGUUAUUAGGAGACUUUUUAUACUAAUAAGAUGUAACUAUAGGACAAGUCAUUGUGUGUAUAUACUGCAUAUACAGCGGGUAGGAAGGCCAUGCAAGUUGUCAUCAGUUCUGACAAGCCAAGUAUUGGGCAGGGGUAAUGAGUGAUGGAAAGUGAUUUAAAGCCAAACUGCAGUAUAUACACACGCAAUCACAGAUCCCAACUGUAUAUAGAUGUAUAUAUAGAAUUCAGAUGUCCCUGUGACACUGUGAACAAAGAGAGUUUAUUAUCUUGGGACUUGGGUGGAAAGAUAUAAGUAGCUUGGCCAUGAGGCAGCUGCCAAGGAAAUAUCUGCUAGUUUGGAUCUUGGUGGAACUAUGGAAUAUCCAUCCGUUGCAAUUUCUUCUGACACUCCCUAUGGAAAAUCUCUGUUGCCAGCGGAGAGAGAGAUGUGGUGCAAUCCUGUGUUAAUGCAGUGCAGCCAUCGUUCAUAGAAGACUAUUGUGGAGGGAGGGACAUGUCCGAAAGAUAAUCAAAACCAAAUAUAUGAAAAUAACAGACAUACUCAGGUGAGAAUGAUAUGAGAGUGGGAAGAUCUGUCAUAAACUCAAGUGCAGACUUUGCAGACUGUGAUUCUCCCAUUCAGUCCAGGUUCCGCUGCAAACCGAAAGUAUCUCAUUGAAGUGACUGUUUCUCAAGGAAAAAUCACCUUCUUUAGGAUAAAGUCACACAGAUAUUUUUAUUAUUUGUUAACUAAAGAAAGUUUACAACAGUGCAACAUAUUAUUAUGGAUCCAUUCUAAUAAUAAUGAAUGUGUGGCACACUAUCACCCUCUCCAUCCACCAUUUUUUGGCCAUUGAGUUCCUAUGCUGUGCCAUACUCACUAGCAAUCCAUACUGACUAUAUUGAAAAGUAAUUAAAGACGAUUCUCAAGAAAUUUCCCGAGACAAGUGAGACUGAGAAGAAACACGGAUAAAUGAAUUCCUUGCCAUUACCUGUACUUUUUACUACCCAUGUGAUUCUCUGCAAGCUCUUGCUAGUGAUUGGUUGUAAAGCUGCUGUAAUUUACAUAAGUGAGAAAGGGAUGAUAGUGUUGCCCCCCAGAAGAGCAGCAUUGGGACGCUCAGGAAGGAUGGUGGCACCAGUGGCAUGGAAAUUAUUUAAACCACAAUGGGGCAAAGGCCAGUUAGAUUGGUCUGUUGGUUCUUUUUGGCAGUAGGAUUUAUGUAAGUAAGUUGUAUUACAAAAUGCCCCUUCACCCUGGAGCUGCACACCUACUCUAGUUUUAUAGUGGAAAGCUAUGUUUGCUAUCCCCCUACCUAUAAUUAUACAAAAGGCACUUAAUGUGCAUGCCAUUCAUACUGCACACCACAAUAGGCAGAAAAGCAUUACAGAAAACCAGUAAAACCAGGAGUGGCAGAAAGGGCCUGCUAGAAUGAGAAUCACUGACAGCACCACAGUGGGAAGCUCCCCGGCGGGCGUGCAAAUGAAUUGGGCCAUUGACGUGCACAAUCAUUCUCUACACUUCAUGGCUUUUGUAAGUUGUGUUGUCACUGGGGAUGUUAAAUAUGAACAAUGUCUGCAAUAAGCCAGAUCCUGUAGCGUAAAGAAGUGUCACAGGGUGUAAGUAAAGAGUCGGUUAAGUUGUGUUAAAGUGAUCAUGGGGAAGGAAGCCAGUUAUAGUGGUGAUAAAUAUGGCUACCAGGUAUAAGCAUGGACUGUUAUACUGAUUAGUAAUUCCUAGAAUCCCCCUCUCAGUAAACACCCACUAUGAGAAUAUGGUUAAUUUAUUAUAGACAUAUGCUCUUCAGUGGUGGCCUCUUUGUUUAUAUCAGUGAUCCCCAACCAGUGGCUCAGGAGCAACAUGUUGUUCACCAACCCUUGGAUGUUGCUCCCAGUGGCCUCAAAGUAGGUGCUUAUUUUUGAAUUCCUGGCUUGGAGGCAAAUUUUGGUUGCAUAAAUACCAGGUGUAUUGUUAAACAGAUCCUUCUGUAGGCAGCCAGUCAACAUUGGGGCUACCAAAUAGCCAAUCACAGCCCUUAUUGUGGCUUAUUGACCUUAUUUGAAUGCUUGUGUUGCUCCCCAACUCUUUCUACAUUUAAAUGUGGCUCACUGUUCAAAAUGGUUGGGGACCCUGGUGUAGAUGAUAUCAGAUUAGUCCGCCUCUAUCUGUAGAGUCCUGGGAGAUAUACAUGGCUACAUAAUAAAAGUUUGCCCAGGAGCAGUAACCCAUAGCAACCAAUCAACAGGUAGCUCUUACUGCUCACCUGUUUAAAAGCAAACAUCUGUUCCAUGUUAAUCCCACACAAUCAGAACAGUGAAAAGACUUCUACUGGUCAAACUGUACCAUUUACUUAGAAUCUAGAAAGGCCAUUUGGUAGUGAUCAGAUCCUUUGAGCUUUGAUCCUUUGGCCUCAUGGUGGUUGGUUUGGUUCUGAAAAAAUGCUGAGGGAAAUUAUCAGAAUGAGAAUCAUCUGAUUUAACAAAUGCUCUGGUAACCUACAAGCCAUAUUGGAUUAUGUAUGCCCACAUUGGCAUUUUAGAAAAGUGUAUUCUAUUCCUGUGAAGUUUACGCAAUAUAGAAUAUUUUUUUAUUCCGACAGUGAGGGGGGGCCUGGCUCUUUUUUACAAAAUAAUACAUAAAGGAUGUGGCCUUUUGGCCAGGGCUCUCUUUAGACAAUUAUGGUCAAUAAUUAUUCAUAAAAAUAGAAAAAUAUUUCCAGUUUCAAGGUUCGGACAAAGAUGAUUCUACAGUUUUGCUGUUUCCAUGUACAAGGAAUGGGAUUAAAUUUCCUUAGAAUUAGCGGUUUUCAGACCAUGCGCUUACAUUCAGAGAUCGGGGAGACAUCACUGUACAGAAGGACAGAUAUAUCAGUGCACUCCAUUUAUUCAGCAGUAAAGGCGUAACCCAUUCAUAUACCUGUAAACAAAUGGAACCCUGGAGGAAUGCAGGAAGCUGGCAACGUUCCUACUGCACAUUAAUGGCCAUGGGACACAAGGCAUUUGCUGGGAUUUCCACUGGCAGAGAGACACCUCGCAUUGCUCACACUCACAAAUGGCAACUGAAUGUGUGUUUCUAGGUUGUUGCCACUUACAUCCCUGGCAGGCAGAACAAGCAGUGACAUUUCUCUACCAGCCGAGAUACACUGACAGAGUAAACUUCUGGGGUGCUGUGAGCCCCAAUCCUACAAGGGAGCCAUGUGUAUGAGAAAGCACCUUUAGUCAUUCCAGGUAUCAUCAGCGGCAAUGGAACAGGCAUUGUACUGUGCAUCACUAGGCGUGCAGGACUGAAUAAUGUUUGCAUUAAAUUGGUGUAAAUGGCUGAAAACAAGGGGCAAAGUGAUGCUCUGGUUCUGGGGUGGGCAGAUGCAUUUCUCUGACAGUUAGGUUUGGGCUUGGAAUUGUUAUUUAAGGGCAGAGAGCUACAACCUGUGUCCUUGCAGCUCUGGAUGAAAUAUGUUAUUUCUAUCAAUUUAUUGUUAAAACUUUCUCCCAUACAUGGGACAUUUAUUCUCUGCAGUUGUGAUUUGCUGGCAGCUGCACAGUCAGUAUGGAACUGGCCUGGCAGGAAACCAGAACUUUUCCAAGUGGGCCCUGAGCUUAGUGGGCCCUUUGCCCUUUGUGGAGCAUGGAGCAUUAACUCUUUUCUUCCUUUUCCAGGUCCUACUUGUGUUUUAUUUAUUCCCACCAGUGAGGAACAUAGGAAGGAGUUAGUUUAGGAGACUGUGACAGGGAAUAACAGAGACCAAAUGUAUUGCCACAGGUAAGCAGGACAAUCCAGGGAGGCAGGAAGUUAUAUGGAGCUGGGGGAGGGGUUCAGAGAGAAUUUUCAGUGUAAAUGGAAGAACGAGAAUUAAUAGAUUACCCAAACAACCCAGGCCAACACUGUGAGCAGUACUACAUGUAUGUAUGUAUGGGGCGUAUAUAAAUGAAUGUUGCACAGCACAAUCAAUAGGGCAAUGAAUUCCAUAUAAACCUUACAAAGUGUGGGAGUGGCCAUGUUCCUAUAGGAAUUCAGAACUUUUAUCCCAAAAUACUGUAAUUUAAGAAGCUUGAAGCCUGCAGGUAUAGGAAAGGUGCCACCCCAGCAACUCUAUGCACCCUCCAUCAGCUUUGCUGGCAAAGACAUGAAAGGAGUGGUAGAUGCACCCCCAGAAGCAAUGCCCACACCUCGUGCAUAUGAUAGGAAAGCAAAAGGAUGAACCUCCAACUUCCUAGGUUUUCACUGCUUUGCAAAGAUAUUCUGGAACCAAAAAAAUCCAUGACAGAUGAAGACAUUGUGUAAGAAGGUUAUCAUUUCAAAUAGGCAUUGGCAAAGCACUCCAUCCCUCUGGCAAGCCAGCUUACCCAGCCGACAGAGUGGCACUGGAUGCUGAAGUUCUGCAGUGGUUACUGCAUCAGUCCCUAAUAAGUCCCCUAGAGCUCUAACAGUGAGCCAGAAGCCAGUGAGCCCAUCCCACGGAAAUGAUACAUAGCCAGCAGGCCCUUGCCUGAAACUGAUGGCAUACUUAUGGUGGAACAUCAAGGGUGCCUGAGCCUUCAGUCAUCUGGCACCCCCACAAAAUUCUGCCAUGUUUUUUACUGACAUCCAAGGUCAAAAACCCCUGCACAUAACGCACCACCGUUUUUGGCAUUACAAGACGCUAUGGCAUGCAUCAGUGCUAUAAUUUUAUGGAAUGAAAUAGUUCAGAGGAGAAACAAAGCAGGUCGGUCACGCACCCUGGCGCCGGGAUGCUUGCUUAUUUUAACAUGGAGUUGAGAUGUCCCUGCUGAUUGUGCCCUGUACAACUAUAAUGUAGAAAAUAAAUUGAGCACCGGUUUCCUAUUUUAUUUUGGAUGUAGCAAUUUGUGAGUGGGAUACAAACAUGUUCCUUUUUGUUUUGUGCUUUUUUUUUCUAGUAGAGGAAAAUAAAGGUUUUUCACUUUACAUGAGCCAGUGGGCACCUGGGAAAAGGACCGUCAGUUGGGCUGCAAGAAAUGGACAACACGCAGCUCCUAUUUGUUGUGUAAUUGAUACUUAAUCUUAUAGCAGGAAGUGGUACAACUGUUGCAGAUCAAUAAUGUGCAGCUUGGUUGGACAGGGGCUGCUGGGAAUUGUAGUUCUGCAACAGAUUGAUGACCAAAGGGUGUUUCUUAUAUUUGUUAUAAUAACGUAGAUCCCUUUGCAGCAAUAAUAGAUACACUUGCUGCAUUUGACCGAAGUACCUCUCUUGUCUUGAUCUUGUACAGGGAAUAAUAUAUAACUAUAAAUGACCCCAGGAUGAAUUUCCCCCUCACCCCAUGUAUUAUCUAAUAUUUUUCUUUACAAAAAAAAAAGUCCCACAAAAAUCCAUUUUCUCAUCUAAUCCAGAGCCAAGAAAGGAGCUUUAGAAUGUGUAAUAUUUCAUUCAAUAUAAAUAAAAAGAUACAUUUCCUGAA